CCGUUCCUAUUCUUCACCUUUGUUAUUCCUUUGAAAAGAUAUCUGGCUGCGUUCGCCAUUUUGAGCCGCAGACUACGAAUCUCGAUUACCGUUGACAGGAAUGGACGCCCUGGACUCCGUCAUCGAUCCUCUCAGAGACUUUGCCAAGGACAGCGUACGCCUUGUCAAGCGCUGCCACAAGCCUGAUCGCAAAGAGUUUACGAAGGUGGCGUUUCGUACAGCUAUCGGUUUCGUUGUGAUGGGAUUUGUCGGCUUCUUCGUGAAGCUGAUCUUCAUUCCGAUCAACAAUAUUAUCGUCGGGUCGAGCUAGGUUGACAUUACUAAAGAUAUGGCGAGGCUAGCUACAGGCAUGCUUGGGAUUUGUUCUUACGUUAUUGUUCUUUUUAUUUGUUACACGUGAAACUCUGAAAUCAGUAAAACAUGAAACUUUAGUUCUUUAUGUUUCUUUUGUUAUACGCAGUACUUCGUAGGUAAUGAUGGUUGAUUUUCACUUUGAUACUGUUCCUGUGUUUCUGCAUUUUGGUGUUUACAUAAGUAAAAAUUAAAAUAUAGAAGAAAGAAGAUCAAUAGAAUGGUUUCCCAAUAAAUUCCCUCAACUGUU
Molecule: messenger RNA, 601 nt
Organism: Rubroshorea leprosula
Lineage: Eukaryota; Viridiplantae; Streptophyta; Magnoliopsida; Malvales; Dipterocarpaceae
Source: the annotation of a GenBank genome assembly